AUGAGAAAUAUAUAUUACAAACUGGCGCAAGAAAAAGCCGUUACUGAAUCUGAUAUCGCAAUUUCAUUCUCUGUCCGAUUUUGGCUAUUUCUUAUUACAGAUAUUCUUGCAAUUUUAUGUUCUUCAUUUAAUCUAUAUCAUCUUCUUUUUGAUCGCACACUACGUCAAGCUUUACAUAAUCAUAUUAUAAUUGUUCUUCUCUUUGCGGGAUUGAUCUAUCAGUUAACAACUGUUCCCUUAAUGUUAUAUUAUUUCUACUGUGGUAACGGUUGGAUAUUAACAUUAUCUCCUACAUUUGCUCGUUUAUGGACAUUCGUCGAUUAUACCUGUUAUGCGACACAAAUCAUUGGUUUUGCUUGGGCAUGUAUUGAACGACAUAUUCUUAUAUUUCAUCAACAAUGGUUAGCAACAAGAAAGAAACGAUUUUUCCUUCAUUAUCUCGCAACGAUAAUCGUUUUCACUUAUUGCUUUAUUUUUUUCUUUGUAUAUAUCUUAUUUCCAGCAUGUGAAGGUAUUAUAAAUCCAUCACCAUUCAAUGGAGUUCCAGUCCCCUGUACGCUGUCAGAAUCUUUUCUUGGAAAAUGGGACACAAUCUGUCAUGGAAUUAUUGCUACAUUUACUAUAGUUAUUGCUAGUAGUGCACUUUUAUUUCGUGUUUUAUGGCAAAAAAUUCGAUUAAAUCGUGCGAUUCAAUGGCGAAAAGCUCUCCGACGUCAUCGGAAAGACCAGGAUUCCGGGGGCAGAAUCCUGUCAUUUCCGACAGCUGGAACUUAUCGUAUCCGACAACAUCCAACAGCCGGAUUUUGUCGGAUUCAGCAGCAUAUGACAACAACAACCAUUACAUAUGGUACUUCCGUUAAUUGA
Messenger RNA from Adineta ricciae, 864 nucleotides. The record is from the annotation of a GenBank genome assembly. Lineage: Eukaryota; Metazoa; Rotifera; Eurotatoria; Adinetida; Adinetidae.